This is a messenger RNA of Meloidogyne enterolobii, 624 nucleotides long. The record is from the annotation of a GenBank genome assembly. NCBI's taxonomy places the organism in Eukaryota, Metazoa, Nematoda, Chromadorea, Rhabditida, Meloidogynidae.
AUGUUGUUUUGUAUAGAUGAAAUGUUUGCAAGAAUGGAUUCUGAUGGGGACAAUAUGAUAACAUUACAAGAUUAUAUGAAUAGAGAUCGUUAUUAUGUUGAGUCUGUCAAGGCAGAGUUUAACGACAUUGACACAAAUGGUGAUGGAAUGGUUUCUAAGCAUGAAUUUGAUGCUUUUGUUCGUCGAUUAGAUGAACAGAGGGAGGCGGCAAUGAGAAAUGCAUCCAACUUUACCCUACAGAGAAACGAUGCAAAUAAAGACGGGGAAUUGAGUGAAGAAGAGCUUGGGGCAUACAUUAAAGGAACACUACAAAGAAAUAUAGCUAGAUUACCUCAAGUUUUUAAUCAAUUUGAUAGAGAUGAAAAUGGGAAACUUAAUUUGGAAGAAUUUCACAAUCUCGACUUCAACUUUCCUUGGGAAAAGUUUCCUCUAUCUACUGAACAAUCACCCAAUAAUAAUCAUCAACAGCUUCCCCCAACAUUCUUCAGUGCUAACGGCCCCGUUCCACCUCCCUUUGUUAAUGAACAAGCAGCAGCUGCAAUCCCUUCUGAUUUCAGUUCUUCACCUUCUAUGGGAGGCCUGAUGCAUUCAUUGCCUGUUCCACAACCAAUUAGAAUUAAUUAA